This is a messenger RNA of Elgaria multicarinata webbii, 5290 nucleotides long. It is a transcript of the gene C2H2orf69, whose product is annotated as chromosome 2 C2orf69 homolog. Gene Ontology annotation, cellular component: mitochondrion. The transcript is spliced from 2 exons. NCBI's taxonomy places the organism in Eukaryota, Metazoa, Chordata, Lepidosauria, Squamata, Anguidae. The record is from RefSeq and is a predicted model, not a curated record. The coding region runs from base 42 to 1238 and encodes 398 amino acids.
GCGAGGGAGGCGGAGCUCUGGGCGAGCGCAGAGGAGCCUCCAUGAGCAGGCAGUGCUCACCUGUCGCCUCGGUUUUGAGGGGACUCGUCGCCCCCGCUUUGCUCUGCCUGGGGCGGACUAUGAGCCUGCGUGGAGCUCCGGCUACCUGCUUGUCGGGGCCCUCGGGCGGCGGCGGCGGCAGCAGGAGCUCUAGCGAAGGGGGAGGCGGCGCCGCCGGUGGUGGUAGCGGCGGCGGCGCCUCCCCGUCGUCAUCGUCUUCGCCCGGGCUGAGCCUGCUGCGGCUGUCUGAGGUGCCGGGCGCCGAGCCCUUCAAAGCCAACGACGUACUGCUGCUGCCACCCUCGUCUGCUGCCUUGCUGGAGCCGCCUCAGCAUCAUGUCAUCUAUUUCCCCGGGGACGUGCAGAACUAUCAUGAAAUUAUGGUUUGCCAUCCAGAAAAUUUCCAGUGGGAACGAUGGUGCUUAGAAAAUGUUGCUGCUAUUCUUGGGCGUCGUUUCCCAGGCAGUUACAUUUGGGUUAUAAAAAGUUCCCGUAUGCAUUUGCACAAAUUCAGCUGCUAUGAUAAUUUUGUGGCAAGCAAUAUGUUUGGAGCACCUGAACACAGCAUUGACUUUGGAGCCUUCAAACACCUUCAUGCAUUACUAGUUAAUGCAUUUAAGCUUGCUCAAAAUGUUUUGCUGUCUCAGAAGGCCAUGUAUGAUUUCAGCACAGAUGCAAAGGCAAUUACUUCUGAUUUACCUACGGUUGCUACUACUAAUGGAUGUCCAGCAGCAGAAAGGGAGAGAGAUUGUGAACGCUUCAAUCAUUCUACAAUGAGCUUUAUUGAGCCUUCUGUUAUUGGUGGAGUGUCAUUCACUUUGAUAGGGUUCAGUAAAGGUUGUGUUGUCUUAAAUCAGUUACUUCAUGAACUGAAGGAAGCAAAAAGGGACAAGGACAUAAAUGCCUUCAUAAAAAACAUAAAAGCAAUUUACUGGCUGGAUGGUGGUCAUUCUGGAGGAAGCAAUACUUGGGUGACCUACCCUGAUGUGCUUCUAGACUUUUCACAGACUGGGAUUUCAGUUAAUGCUCACGUCACACCAUACCAGGUAUUUGAUACAAUGAGGGCAUGGAUUGGAAAAGAGCACAAGAGAUUUGUACAAAUUCUUGAAGAGCUUGGCGUGAAUGUAAAUAGCCAGCUUCAUUUUGCCGAUGAAGUAUCUUCUUUAGACAACCACUUCAGAGUACAUGAAGUAUUCUGACAUUGUUAAUAUAACAAUACUGUAUUAAUUGCAAAAAUACAUCUUAAACCUUGACUUAACUGUUUGAGAAUGUGCGUUUUCCUAUGUCCUGGAAGGGGAAAUACUAUGGCCUGUGUUAGUGUUUGCUUUUUAAGACAAACCUUGAUUAGUAUCCAGACUUUAACUGCUUUUACAACUGAAGAGCCACAAGAAAUAUAUGGCUUUAAAGGUAAAUCCUUUUGCUCUGAUAGAGACUAAGAUUCCUGAACAAAAGCAAUACCAAUUCAUCUGAAACCUCUUUAAGCGAGAUUGAAAGUUUGCUUAACGUUUGCUUUGCCUGUAUGUUUUUUUGUGGCCAAAACUUUCACAUCCAGGCUUCAGAAAUAGCGUUCUAAAAUGUUUCUGGUGACUUAGGAAAUUUUUGUUUUCAAGCAUUUCAAAUGAUUCAUCCUUUUAUUUAGAAGUGUUAACUCAACAGUCAUAGGUUGCAUUGAUAACAUAGUUUCUUAGCACUUUGGUAUAGCACAAACAAUACAGUAAGUUGGUUAUUUUGAUACAUUCUAAGACUUCAGUGGGACUAAGUAUAAAUUACAUUUUCCUACAGAAAUAAGGUUUAUUAACUACCAUGCUGUUGUAUCAAGGGUGCUCUACAGUUUCUAACCAUUGCUGAACAUCUAUUAGUGAAUAGGUUUUUGGAGACUUAAGAGUAUUAAAUAUCUAUCUUUUUUUAUGUGACCAAGAAUGUAUACUCCUUGUUCAACAUUCCCUAUAAAUACUGAUACUUGACUAUCUCUUAAUACAUUUUUGAACUUUUAUAACUUGAGACUGUUAGACCCUUUGUGACAAAUAGCUUUUGCUAAAAGUUAAGCUACAGGUAACUACAAUGCUAAUAUUUUAGGUUAUGUUAAGUUUCAGAAUUAUGUUAGUAACAUAAGUAUUUGAAAAGUUCAUAACACAGUGGCUAUGAUUUGAUAACAGGAACAUGAAGCGGUAGACUCUGCAACCUCCGAGACUGCAAGUCUACAACAGUGUAAAGCACCUUGAUAUCUAUGUAGUUAAGAAAUGAUUUAGAACUAUCACUAAAACUACUAUAGCACUUUCGAGUAAUGUUGUAGAGUACCUUUAUAAAUUGUUUGGAACUCAGCAUUUGCAAAACAGUACAUUGUAUGAAAAUGGAAUGAUCAAAAUAUGGUUUAAAUCUCUAAGAGUAACAUGUUCAGGAAUCUUUCUGUCCUCAGAAUAUCUAUAUGAAAAAUAUUGGUAAGAGGUAGAGUGAUAGUAAUCAAACUGGAGCUAUUAUCAAGAACAGAAGUUUCAGUAUUAUGGGUUGUAUCCAGUGAUAACUUUGCCUUAAGUAGGAAGUGCUUCUGCUUGUAUAACCCAAUUUUCACAAACUUAUUCUUCCUAUUGCACCUUUCUGCACCACAUUCCAUUAUAUUCUGGAGGUUUCCCCAACUCUUGGUAGGGGAGUUGUCAGGAGGCUUCCCCUGAUUCCUGUUCAGAGGGGAUAGGGAAUCAAGUGACUAAGGGGAAUCAGUGAAAAUUGGGUGCCCCGACAUGGAAGAAGAGAAUCACUUACUGCUUAUUAUCCCAUCUGUAGACUAUUCUACUUUGGAGUAUGAGUAAACUAUAUAAAUGCAGUAUUCAAAUGCAGUGUUUCAGAGGGAGGUGGGGAGAGUGAUUCUCAUACUUUCCUAGAAAAGUAUCAGACAUGAAAUAAGUUCUGCCCAUCCAUGAUAGACAUCUGUGGUGAUCCAGUGGUUCCUUGUUGGCACUUGAGAGUUUGCACACUGACCCCUUUUGCCUAUUCAUUUCUGUUCAGGGGUACAUGCGAAGGAACGUACACAUGAAAAUAAAUGGGGAGGUCAGCUUGUGUGGGCACUCUUGAGUAUGCUGACCAAGUGCACAAACUGUUUGGGGGUUGUGUGUGUGUGUGUAUAGCCAGAAUACCAGUGUGCAUUAGUUGAAUGUUAGCAGUGUUCUUGAAGUUCACACAUUCCAGUCAGAUAUUUCUGUAGCAUUUUGAAUUACAUGUAAGAGGUAAGCAAGGUUUUUGCACCUCAGGUUUUGGAACUCACUUUACAAAAUAAUUGAAAGCAUCCCUUUUAUUUGGGGUGGCUUAAAAAUCAGUCUUGAGACCAAAAUAUCCAGCAUUUAGCAGUCAUUUCCACUUUUGAUCUGAAAACAGAAGUUGAAAGUUAGUAAGAACAAUAGGGCCACAGCUAGACCUAAGGUUUAUCCUGGGAUCAUCCAGGGUUUGCCCCUGCCUAAGCACUGGAUCCCCUGUGUAUCACCUAGAUGAACAGGUUUGACCCCUGGACAAUCCAGGGAUAAACCUUAGGUCUAGCUAUGGCCUAGGUCAGUUUUAUUGUGUGGGAAAGUACCUUUUAAGUUCCUAAGAAUGGGUGAAAUCCAGUUGUGUCCAUCCAGUGAUGGAAUAGCAUCUGCCAGUGGAGCAGAUUCCCUGCAGCUCCCUGUCCACCCAAAUCUGCUUUGGGGGGUUGGGGGAUCCUCCAGAGCAGAUUUUGCAGGUAUGAAGGAGGAAGAGAGGAUGGGAAAGUUCAAUUGUGCAACAUUGGAUGAAGCCCAACAUUUUUAUCAGAAUAUAAAUGUGUUGGUUUUCUGUACCAAUAAUUCUUUUUUCAAUGUGGCAGACAGAAACUGCUACUGGCCAUUGAAAGCUGCUUUAUGAAUAAGCACUUUGGUUUUUUUCCUGCCAUAGGUGUUGAUGUGUUACAAAAUGGUUCUUCUAAGAUUACUUUUUCCCUCCAGAGUAGAGGUAAACUAGCUACUGUUAGGUUUCUUCAGGUAAAUGGAGGACUCCUGGAUUAUACCUCUUUUCAUUAUAUAUGUGAAACAUGCAGACUGUAAGAUGGAAAAAGCUAUAACUGUAGAUAAAAUAUAGUUCCACAAUAAACUGUUUUGAUAUUUGUCAAAUUGAUAACAUUAUGUUGUACAAUUCCCAUUAAUAUUUCAGGUUUCAGAAAUGUUUAACAUUAGCAUCUCUUUGUAAUCUCUAAAUGUUCUGAAUCUGAAAAAAAUAUUGUAAAGCAAUAAGGUUACCAGUUGUUCCAGCCAGUUCUUUAGCUGUUCUGAUUGAUAGGUAUGUUUUUGGUGCAGCAUUUAAGAAAGUGCUGCCUUGUCAGAUGGACAAAUCUGUCUUUCUACAAUGUUUGCAUUUUUCUGAAGCAAAAAAAUCAUUCUGUCAUGUUUCUAAAUCUGUUAGCAAAUAUUUGGUAAAAUAUCUGCAUGAAAAUUCUUGUGCAUUUUUGUGCGAAUGUCCCCAUAUGUAUGUGUUUUGUGCACAAUUUCCCCCAAUGUGUGCAAUUUUUGGUCAGCGAACUGUGGAAACCAAGGAUAAUUGCUUUCUGUAUUAGUUUAGGAAAUGUGAAUUACCUUGGUUUGCAUUAAAAUGCAAAUAGAUUUCUCCCCCAUCCCUAGACGGGUGGGUUGUGUGUGUGUAUGUGUAAUUCUAAUAAGUUUACCUUCUGGCUUCCCGAAUGCAAAAUUAAAGAUCGCUACAUUGUUUAAGAGAAAAUAUACCAAAGUGUGUUCUGACCUUAAGAUAUUUUCCUCUUGGGCAAAAUACAAAUGUAUAUAAAGACUGCCUGUUUUCUGUUUAUUAGAACAGUGUUGUUACCCAUUCAUGUGAUAGGAUGCUAUUUUCUCUAAAUUAGUGCUGUUAACAAAAGAGACUCGCUGAAUAAUCUCUUCAGUGUUGCAAGGCCCAGUUUUUCCCUCACAAACUUCUCUUACUCUGACAGUAGCGCCUUCAUUAGUACUGUGUGCCACAUCAGAUAAAUCCACAGCUCUUGACAAGUUGCACUCUUAAGUACUCCACUGGAAAGCAAUAGGUUGAACAAAGUGGCAGUGGAAAACUCCUUUGCCUUGAAAAUGUUUUAAAAUGCAACCUAUUUAUCCUGGACUGAUCAGUUCCCUGGAAAUACUGUACCAGUUUUGCUACAGAAAUGUAUGUUAUUUCUCUCACAUUGAGGUCUGUUCAAGGGACUGUUAAAUUAGUCCACCUUGUUUAGAUAAGAGUUUAGAUAAGUCUGUUGACUGUCACAAAAAGA